AACAUGUUUUGUUUUUUAUAGGUAUGGAUGGAUUUUUAAGAUCUGAUGAGAGACAAAGACUAGCUAAAGAAAGACGAGAAGAAAGAGAAAAAUGUCUUGCUGCCCGGGAGCAGCAGAUCUUGGAAAAACAGAAAAGAGCGAAGCUCCAGUAUGAAAAGCAAAUUGAGGAGCGAUGGCGGAAACUGGAAGAGCAGCGACAGCGGGAGGACCAGAAGAGGGCAGCUGUGGAAGAGAAGAGGAAGCAGAAGCUCCGGGAGGAGGAGGAGCGGCUGGAGGCAAUGAUGCGCCGGUCCCUGGAGCGCACGCAGCAACUGGAGCUAAAGAAGAAGUGCUCGUGGGGAGCUUCGCUGGCCACCGGGCCUGGAGGUCGUGAUGGUGAAUCAGAAAAUACCCCACCCCCUCCUCUAGGUUUAGCAGCCAGCACCCUCCCUCCGGACCCAGGGACCACUGCCACCGCUGCCGAGUCCACCAACGCAUGUGACAAACUUUCAACAUCAACCAUGAAUUUGCCAAAGCAGACGGAGCCUCCCAUGAGUAAGCGCCUGUCUUCAUCCACCGUGGCAAUAUCCUAUUCCCCAGACCGAGUAUCCCAUGCCUGUCCUCGUGUAGCUCCUGCUGGUCCUCUUAAAUCUUCUUACAAGUCUUCUCCCACUCGGAGUGCUGAGAGGAAGAAGACUCCAUCUACAUCUGGUGUAGGAGAUUCUGGGAAAGGAGCCCCUGCAGGAGCGGAGGCCUCUCCGUCAGAGAAGAUGAAGCGGGGCCCGCGAACAACAACUUCUGUUCCCAGUGUGGGCCUUGGGUCUCCUCUGAGAAGAUGCGAGUUUCCAGGAAGCAUUGCUAAGAGGUCUUCUUCUCCAGUGACAUCCAAAGCAACUUCAAAAGCGUAUCCACAGUCUCCAAAGAAUACGAAGCCGCCAUACCCAGGGUCUCCUGUGAAGUACCGCUUUCCCAUCUUUCCCAGCCAGGAAACGCCCAAGAGGAAAGCAGAGAAAGAGAAGAGCAAUAAGGAAAGGGAAGGUGCCCUGGCUCAGCAGGCAGCUGGCCUGUGUGGAGAGGAAGCCCCAGAGAAACAUGUGGUGGACAAGCAUGUCACUGAGAAGCAUGUGGCCACAGGAGGGAAGGCCGAGAGCAGUGGAGCCUCAGGGAAGCCUACAGCAGGCACCACUGAUGCAGGAGAGGCUGCGAAGAUCCUGGCUGAAAAGAGACGACAGGCCCGGCUACAGAAGGAGCAGGAGGAGCAGGAACGGCUGGAGAAGGAAGAACAGGACAGGCUGGAGAGAGAGGAAUUGAAAAGAAAGGCAGAGGAGGAAAGACUUCGCCUAGAAGAGGAAGCCCGUAAGCAGGAAGAGAAAAAGAAGCGGCAGGAAGAGGAAGAAAAAAGAAAGGCAGAAGAGGAAGCUAAGAGAAAGGCCAAGGAGGAGCUGUUAUUAAAAGAAGAGCAAGAAAAGGAAAAACAAGAAAAAGAAAAGCAAGAAAAAGAAAAGCAAGAAAAAGUCAUGAUUGAAAAGCAGAAGGAAGCCGCAGAAGCAAAGGCCCAGGAGGCAGCUAAACAGAUGCGUCUAGAAAGAGAACAGAUUAUGCUGCAGAUUGAGCAGGAGCGACUGGAGAGGAAGAAGAGAAUUGAUGAAAUCAUGAAGAGAACAAGGAAGAGUGAUGUGUCUCUAGAAGUGAAGAAAGAAGACCCAAAGGUGGAGCUUCAGUCUGCUGUGUGUGUAGAAAAAGAGACAAAACCAGCUGUCCUGAACAAAAUAGAAAUAAAUGGAUUAAACACUUGCCAGGAAGUUAAUGGUAUGGGGCGUACUGCCCCAGAAACUUUUCCUCGAGACAUUUUCUCUAAUGGGCUUAAACCAGUUGGGGGACUUGUUCAUCUGGACACCCUUGAUGGGAAAUCAAACAGUCUGGAUGAUUCAACUGAAGAGGUUCAGUCUAUGGAUGUGAGUCCUGUUUCAAAGGAAGAGCUUAUCUCCAUCCCAGAAUUUUCACCAGUAAGUGAAAUGAUUCCUGGGGUGUCUCUGGACCAAAAUGGAACUGGUAAUGCCCGAGCACUUCAAGAUCUCUUAGAUUUCACCGGCCCCCCCAUGUACCCUAAGCGAUCCAGUGAAAAUCUCAGCCUGGAUGAUUGUAACAAAAACCUGAUUGAAGGAUUUAACAGUCCUGGCCAAGAAAAUACUCUGAACACCUUCUGUUGACAAAUACAUCUCUUUAAUGAAAGGUGGUGUUUGGAGAACCCAUGAAGCUGCUGGUAGUCAAAUCCAAGCUGCUGGUCCUCUGAAGAAGCUUCUGUUGUCCUAAAUCCCUGGAUUCCAAAUUACUAGAUCAAAAUGUAACUGUAUAUUCCUAGUUAGUAUGUCAAACACUGGCCACUCUUGAUAGAAACCUUGAAACAUUGGCCUUGUUGGGCUUUAGCAAAGUUUCAUGUUACAGUUCUAUUCAUGAGCUUCAGCUGCUGAUAAAGCACUUCCUGUACUACUUUAUUAUCAUAGUGAUCCCCUGAAUAGCCCAGGUGAUUCUGUGUUGGAAAUUCACCUUAUAACUGUUCUUAUUCCCAAAGUUGGAGUACAUAAACAUGUAGAUGUCUUUUCCUAUAAAUAUUCUAGACAUUAACCCAGACUCUACUUAAACAUAUAUACUGAACUUGAGCUGCUUAUCUCCUUGUCUGUGUUUAGAAGAAAUUCCAGAGGGUUUUCCCCCUUCUCUGGGGUUUCUUUGUUGGAAGUUACUAUCAAGAAGCUUUUUUUAAAUAUAUUAAGCUUAGCCACCUGUAAAAUGUGUUGCCCCACAUUACUCCUUGGGGACCUAACAGAAUAAGUCUGGUUGAUUAUGGAAACAAGCACUGCGGAAUGAUUUCUGUUCACUUAUGCAUUUUCUUAUAGACGUGGGCACCUCAGUCUAGCAAGGAUCUUGUCAUUGUUGCACCUUAAAAAAUCUCCAAGCCAUUGAGUGGCUUUUGGACCGAAGGAAGUUUGAAUGAAUUGUGUGUCUCAUGCACAGGUGGUUGGUUUUCAUGUUGUUGCUAUUGCUUUUCUCUUGGAUCUUGGGGCCCUUGUUUGUUUGCUCCUGUGUUUGCUCAACUCUGAUGAAGCAGGCACAAGUGAAAAUGAUAGUGCUCUGGAACAAGGGGGCCCUGAACUGGACCCAGUAUAUCACUUUGACUUCAACAUAAAAACAUCUGAGCGGGGGACAAAUGACACUAGAAUGUAUACUCCACGUGUUUCAUGCACAUUUUCAAGACACAUAAUAAUGUGUUUUCUUAAUUUUAUUUCUUGUGGUGAAAUGUGACUUUCAAAUUAAAAUGACCUUCUUUGAAACUUUUUUUUGACUUGUACGAUAAAGCGUUUGGAAAGAUCCAUAAUUUUGACUGAGGUUUGCAACCAGGAGAUAAAAAGAAGUCUCAAUAGUAAUCUUGUUCAUGUGCUUUUAAAACCAGCUACAGUUUAAGACUUUAUUAGUUAUGGAAACUGUGUAUGUUUGUGUAUGUGUAUAUAUUAAAUAAAAUACAUGCCUCCAGUAAUGCAGUGCCAUUGAUCUUGAUGCAUAUCAGGGGAAAAUCCCUUUUAUGACAAGCACACAGAAAAUGAUAGCAUGGUCUGACUUUCAAAAAAUGCCUCACCAUCUUUCUUACAGCUUUAUUUUGCUAAAUGUCUGUUUUGUUGUGAUCUGUUGUACCUCACAGCACCAUUGUGACCAUGGUGAUGCCUCAUUUGCAUGAUGUGUAUGUUGUGUUUAACGUGAAAUACAUUUUCA
Messenger RNA from Mirounga angustirostris (Northern elephant seal), 3744 nucleotides. It is a transcript of the gene MAP7D2, whose product is annotated as MAP7 domain containing 2. Lineage: Eukaryota; Metazoa; Chordata; Mammalia; Carnivora; Phocidae. The coding region runs from base 24 to 2189 and encodes 721 amino acids. The transcript is spliced from 16 exons. Gene Ontology annotation, cellular component: microtubule cytoskeleton. Gene Ontology annotation, biological process: microtubule cytoskeleton organization. The record is from RefSeq and is a predicted model, not a curated record.